AUGUCAUCGGUAAUAGCAUCAAAUAUUCCAUCAUCAGUAUCAAAUGAUAAAAUUCGAGAAUUUUUUUCAUUUUGUGGUACAGUAAUUCAAUUAGAAUCAAUUCUUAAUAAUGGAGAAUUCAAAAGUGUUAGAGUCGAAUUUGCUAGUCCGAAAGCAGUAGAGACUGCAUUAUUAUUAAAUGAUGCCGAAUUCGGCGGGGAUUAUAUCAAAGUCGAUCUGGAUGAUGCUAUAUCUGCCCCACCCCAACCCCCUCGUCCAACCAGUGAUGCUGCCACUACAGGGGAAACAGAUGCCAAAACUGAGAAAGAAAUUAAUGAUUUACCGCAAGAAGAUAAACCAAAAUUCGCAAUCAUGGCCCAACUUCUUUCAGAAGGAUAUCUUAUCCUGGACCAAAUUAUCGCCAAAGCCCUUGAAUUUGAUAAACAACAUGGAUUUUAUAAUAAAUUUGUUGAUUUUGUUGAUUCAUUAGAUAAGAAAUAUGUUCAUUUGCAUGAUCCUGAAUCUCCUGUUGCGAAGAAUGUAGCAAUGGCACAAGGAAAAGCACAAGAUUUACAACUGGUGUUUGAAACUUCUAGAAUUGGACAAUAUUUGGUGAGUGCUGCUAAUCAUCCUUUAGGAAUUAAGAUUCAUGAUUUUUAUAGGGGGGUGACUAAAGAUGUUUUGGAAGUUCAUGAAGAAGCUAAGAGAUUGGCUGAAUUGAAGAAACAAAGGGCAGGGGAAGAAACGACAAAGACUGCACAGCCAGAAAAGAAGUAA
Molecule: messenger RNA, 756 nt
Organism: Hemisphaericaspora subhashii
Lineage: Eukaryota; Fungi; Ascomycota; Pichiomycetes; Serinales; Debaryomycetaceae
Exons: 1
Coding region: 1-756 (251 amino acids)
Molecular function (GO): RNA binding
Source: RefSeq, a predicted model, not a curated record